This is a messenger RNA of Pyricularia oryzae 70-15, 1275 nucleotides long. RefSeq names its product endoglucanase 1. The transcript is spliced from 3 exons. The record is from RefSeq and is a predicted model, not a curated record. Gene Ontology annotation, biological process: carbohydrate metabolic process. Gene Ontology annotation, molecular function: hydrolase activity, hydrolyzing O-glycosyl compounds. Bases 1 to 1275 code for a protein of 424 amino acids. Lineage: Eukaryota; Fungi; Ascomycota; Sordariomycetes; Magnaporthales; Pyriculariaceae.
AUGGCCAAGUUUUCAGCCCUCUGCUCGCUCGCCCUCCUCGGCCUGGCCACGGCCCAAAAGCCAGUCGGGACCGAGACGCACGAGAAGCUCACGACCUUUCGCUGCACGGUGGCGGGCGGGUGCGUGGAAAAGACAAACUACAUCGUCCUGGACUCCAUCACGGGCCACCGCAUCUACCAGCCGGCGGCCGAGACGCUGGACUGCGGGGCGCGGGGCGCGGCGCCAAACGUCACGGCGUGUCCCACCAAGGAGGCGUGCGCGGAGAACUGCGCCAUGGAGGGCCGCACGGACUACGGCUCCCAGGGCGUCAGCACCGACGGCGCCAGCCUGCGGCUGCAGAUCCUGCACGACGGCAAAAAGGUCGCCCCGCGCGUGUACCUGCUCGACGAGACGGAGGCCAAGUACGAGAUGCUCAGGCUGACGGGCAACGAGUUCGCCUUUGAAGUCACCAUGGAUAAGCUGCCUUGCGGUAUGAACAGUGCGCUGUACCUGUCGGAGAUGGAGGAGGAUGGUGGCAAGAGCGAGCUGAAUCCCGGUGGUGCCCCUUGGGGGACUGGUUAUUGCGAUGCGCAGUGUUACGUCACCCCGUUCAUUAACGGAGAGGGAAACAUCAAGGGCAACGGUGCCUGCUGCGCUGAGAUGGACAUUUGGGAGGCCAACAGCCGCGCCACCCACAUUGCUCCUCACCCCUGCAGCAAGCCUGGCCUCUACUUGUGUGAGGGCGACGAGUGCGGAUCCACGGGAGUGUGCGACAAGAGCGGCUGUGCAUGGAACCCCAACCGCAUCGCGCAGCCACACUACUACGGCAACAACGACACCUUCAAGGUCGACACCCUCAAGCCCAUGACGGUGGUGACGCAGUUCCCGACCGACGCAUCGGGCAAGCUCGCCGCGAUCCGCCGCCUGUACGUGCAGGGCGGCGUGGUCAUCAAGGCCGAGACGGUGCACAAGGCGGGCCUGCCCGAGGUGGACGCGCUGACCGACCCCUUUUGCGAGGCGUUUGGCAGCCAGCGCUACAUGGCCCUGGGCGCCACCGGGGGCAUGGGCGACGCUCUGGCCCGCGGCAUGGUGCUGGUCAUGAGCAUCUGGUGGGACGAGACCGGCGGCAACAUGCAGUGGCUGGACGGCAUCGCCAGCGGAUCGGGGCCGUGCAACGCCACCGAGGGCGCGCCGGCCAACAUUCCCCUCGUCGAGCCGAACCCCGAGGUCACUUUUAGCAAUCUCAAGUGGGGGGAGAUUGGGUCGACUUUCCAGGGCGGUGCUAGGCGGCUGUGA